UGGUGUGGUGUAGUUAUUUUUAAGCCAAAACCACACUAGUAUUUCCUGAGGGAUAGCUAUGGCCUGUCGAUUGUGUUAAGGAAGAGCCGCAAUGGAAGUUCUAGAGUGUUCAAAUCCACAUUUGAGCCACAGCAAUCCCUGACAACUAAGCCUACCGAAUCCCUUAAAAAAAUAUAGUAAAGGGAAUAUAGAGGGAACAGGGUCGUGAUGCUUGGGCACUUUUUCAUCAUUGUUUUGUUUACUGGUACGAUUUUAACUGCCGAACAUGUCAAGAAAUCCGAAAAAGACAUUUUUGGUGGAGGAGAGUCAUUCUUGAAGACUAAAGUUCAUAAGCCGAACGUCCCACAUGGUUCAGGCAGCGUACAUGAAGUUUCUAAGAAGGUGAACAUCACUCACGAAGAUGAAGAAAAACUGCGAAAAAUUCUCUUGCAAGUCUAUAAAAACUUUAUCAACAAAAACGAAAAACAAGUUAUACAUUCUGACAAAAAAGAGCGCUAUCACGAGAAGUCGUUUGAUGAUAUUGAUGUGAUGAGAAAAACGGUUUCUACUGCUGCUCCGAAAAUCGCUUUUGGAGAAUUAAAAGAUACAAUUAAUAAAUUACUUUAUGAACUGUCACGUGACAACAACAAAGAAUAUAAGAACGCUGAAUCAGAGGAAAGGAAAAAGUAUCCAAAGUUCAGUGAAAUCCCUGAGGACGACAGACUUUCAAAUAUCGGCGAAGAAAAUUCAGUGGACGUGAAUUUGAUUGACGAAAAUUCAAACAGCAAAGAAAAAGUUAACGCAGGUUUUAAGCAGUUUAAAAAUAAAUUCUAUGAAACGUUUUUUAAAAGAAGUCAAAUUGACAAGCAAAGUAUUGUGUUUAAUGGAAAAAAGAAGAAGAAGAAUGACAGAGAGAACUCAAAAAGUGACAGUCUGAACGAACUUUAUGAAGAACUAAAGAAAGAAGUACAAGAAGAGAAAAAGGCUAUCGCCAGAAAGAAUGUUUUUGAAGAACGAAAAGAAAUUGAAAAGAAAAAGAAGGAUAUUAUUUCCUCUUUAAGAAAGUUGUUUACUAAUGAUCAUCGCGAAAAUAAUCAACAGACGAAGGAAGAUGAAGAUUUUGAACGAAUUUACAACAACAACAACAAUUAUGAUAUAGAUUCCAGGAAAAAAUCCGUUGAUCAAGAAUCAAAUGGUGGUGUUAGUACUGGUGAGGGUGGGAUGCCUCCUCCGUUUGCGGCUUCUGUUGGGAGUAAGACAGCAAGGGAAUUAAGGCGAGAAAAAUUACGAAAGUAUCUUACUAAUUUUAUCGGUAGUUUGGAUCAUCAAGUCCCCGACCAAUGGAAAACAUCAAAUGAGAAAAAAGCGAGGCGAUUUGAGGAUGAGUUACAGAGCGUCGUCUCGAAGAAAGAGCGCGAAACUUCGGAAGAAAGCUCAAAGGAUACCAUCACGGUCAAAUCAAGCGAAAGCAAACGCAAAGAAAAGAGAGAAAAGCUUCGAAAGUAUUUGAUCAGUUUUAUACGUGAUCUCAACGCGCGCGACGACAGCGAAGUAGACAAAUCGAAACGCUUCGAAAAUGAACUUGAAAACAUUGUUGUGAAAGGGAAAGCACAGAAGAAAAAAAAGACUUCUGAAAUAUCAGAAGCUUUAAAAGGAUUCGAAUUUAAAAGAGAUGUAGAUAGCUACACAAGACCAUAGAAGCUGUGUAUAAUUGUGGCUUGUUAUUUAUUUUCAAAACAAUGUGAAGUAUAUUUAUCAACACGAAAAGAAAUUAGUUAUUUUGUUCAAAAUAAAGACAGACAUCUUUAAAAAUCAUGACGGGUGGCACGUUAAAGAUCUGUUUUAUAUUUAUCUUAUACUGUACAUUAUUUUUUAAGUUUCUAGUCUCAAUUUUAUAUUCCAUUUUAUAAUUUCGCGGUCUCUUUUUAUUCAUUAGUGAAAAUAUUUUUAGAAACUGUUUUUGGUGAGGUUUUGUUACUUUUUUCUUAACCUUUAGAAUAAUUUUUACUUUGUUGAACUUUUAUAGACUAUAUGUUUUAUAUAUACCGAAGCAUUUUUUCAACUUUACUACGAUCUUUUAUGUGUUUUUUAGAUCAGAACAAACAAUUUUAUGCGUUUUAAUAUUUUUUGUAUUUACUUAGAACGAAAAUAUAUAUAUUGUUAGAAGUUUAUCAAAA
This is a messenger RNA of Hydractinia symbiolongicarpus, 2156 nucleotides long. RefSeq names its product myb-like protein X. Bases 208 to 1677 code for a protein of 489 amino acids. The transcript is spliced from 6 exons. Lineage: Eukaryota; Metazoa; Cnidaria; Hydrozoa; Anthoathecata; Hydractiniidae. The record is from RefSeq and is a predicted model, not a curated record.